Molecule: messenger RNA, 6117 nt
Organism: Schizosaccharomyces osmophilus
Lineage: Eukaryota; Fungi; Ascomycota; Schizosaccharomycetes; Schizosaccharomycetales; Schizosaccharomycetaceae
Gene: myp2
Product: myosin II heavy chain Myo3
Exons: 1
Coding region: 1-6117 (2038 amino acids)
Biological process (GO): vesicle transport along actin filament; actin filament organization
Cellular component (GO): vesicle; actin cytoskeleton; myosin complex
Molecular function (GO): ATP binding; actin filament binding; microfilament motor activity
Source: RefSeq, a predicted model, not a curated record
AUGUCGUAUUUAUCAAGAGAUGAUUCCGGCUAUGCAAAGCACUCUAUCGAAAACAUUGUGAAUGGAAAAACAGUUGAGAACGCCGCAAGAAAGGCGUCCUUUGAUGAACGAACCUGGGUUUGGAUAUCUGACCCUGAGGAUGUCUACUUAAGGGCAUGGAUCGAAGAAAAACUGAAUUCAAACUCCCAAUACAAAGUUCGAUUAGAGAAAGAUGGAAGCGAACGAAUUGUAGAUUCAAAGAGUACGGGAGAAGUGAACCCUCCGAAGUUUGACAUGGUAAACGAUAUGGCCGAGUUAACAUGUCUCAAUGAACCUUCAGUUAUUCACAACCUAAUUCAACGGUACGAACGAGACUUAAUUUACACAUACUCUGGUCUUUUCUUAGUAGCCGUGAAUCCAUAUCGGUCAUUACCCAUUUACGGCGAUGAUAUAGUUAAGAAGUAUCAUGCAAAACAAUUUCCUGAAGUCAAACCACACAUCUUUCGUGUAGCAGAUAUUGCUUAUAGGAAUCUGCUGGAGAGGGAGCAAGAUCAAUCAAUUUUGGUAACUGGUGAAUCAGGUGCUGGUAAGACCGAAACCACAAAGAAAGUUAUUCAAUAUCUUACUGCAAUUACUGGUACUUCUAGCAAUGAUUCUCAACUUUUAGAAAACAAAAUUUUAGAUACCAAUCCCGUUUUGGAAGCAUUUGGUAAUGCCCAAACUGUGCGAAACAAUAACUCCUCUCGCUUUGGAAAGUUUAUACGAAUUGAGUUUUCUAUAGAUGGUAGCAUAGUUGGUGCUAACUUGGACUGGUACUUGCUUGAGAAAUCUCGAGUUACUAAUCCAUCUCCUAACGAACGAAAUUAUCACAUUUUUUAUCAAUUAUUGCGUGGUAGUGAUGAUAAUUUACUACGAGAAUUUUUUCUUGAACGUUCCGUUGACAAGUACACCUAUUUGAAAAAUUGUGCGAAAUUUGUUUCAGGAGUGGAUGAUGCUUCGGAAUUCCGUCAAGUCUGUGCCGGACUUACUACACUUGGAUUUAGUGCCGAAGACACAAAGCAGCUUUAUACUGCAAUCGCUGCUGUCUUACAUCUGGGAAAUAUAGAGGUUGCCUCUGAUCGUGCUGGCCAGGCACGGUUCCCAUCUUUGACACACAUUGAUCAGCUCUGUCAUCUGUUAGGUAUACCACCUGAAGCUUUUAUAAAUGCAGUUUUGCAUCCAAAAACAAAGGCAGGGAGAGAAUGGAUUGUUAAUGCACGUACAAAGGAGCAGGUUCUACAUACUCUUCAAUCACUCGCAAAGAGUUUGUAUGAAAGAAAUUUUGCAUUCUUAGUUGAUAAGCUAAAUCGGACAAUGUAUCAGACUCAGAAUGAUAACAAGUACUUUAUAGGCGUCUUAGAUAUUGCGGGAUUCGAAAUCUUUGCGCACAAUAGCUUUGAGCAACUCUGUAUUAAUUACACGAACGAAAAGCUUCAACAGUUUUUUAAUCAUUACAUGUUCAUUCUGGAGCAAGAAGAAUAUUCUCAAGAAAAAAUUGAGUGGGAUUUCGUUGAUUAUGGUAAUGACUUGCAGCCAACCAUAGAUGUAAUCGAAAAGUCAGAACCGAUUGGCAUCCUUUCUUGCUUAGACGAAGAUUGUGUUAUGCCAAUGACAACAGACAAUACCUUUACGGAGAAGCUACAUUUGCUUUUGAAAGGAAAGUCUGACAUUUACCAUCCUAAAAGGUUCUCGUCAGAAGGAUUUGUUUUGCGACAUUAUGCCGGUAAUGUUGUUUAUUCUACCGAAGGAUGGUUGGAAAAGAAUAAAGAUCCUCUUAACUCUAACCUCGCAAAUUUAAUAUCCCAAUCUUCAAAUAUGCAUAUAUCUUCCCUUUUUUCUGAUUACUCUUCUGGGAACACUUUGAAUGGUGAUCAUUAUGAAAAGAAGGGUAUUUUCCGUACCGUUUCUCAAAGACACAGACGACAUCUUAAUACUCUAAUGAAGCAACUAGAAGCUACACAACCGCAUUUCGUCCGUUGUAUUAUUCCAAAUAGCAUAAAGAAGCCUAAAUUUAUUGAGAAAGGACUAGUUUUAAACCAGCUACGAUGUAAUGGUGUUUUGGAAGGAAUUCGAAUUGCCCAGACUGGGUUUCCUAACAAGCUGUUGUACACAGAGUUUCGAUCUAGAUACGGGAUUCUAUCAAAUACACUAGAAAGGGGUUAUGUAGAAGCAAAAAAGGCUACUGUGGCUAUUAUAAAGGAGUUGGAUUUAUCUAGAAGCGUCUAUAGACUAGGUAAAACCAAAGUUUUUUUCAAGGCUAAUGUGCUUGGGUUUCUCGAAGAUCGAAGAAAUGCGAUGCUGCGAAAUAUUUUUAAAGCCUUUUCUUCUACAAUAAGGGGAUUUCUUGUACGACGUCGCCUUUAUCGGUUAAACCAUCGCCAGGACGCUGCUAUUGUUUUACAGCAUAACUUAAGAGAAUUGAAUGUUUUAGGGAAGCACCCUUGGUGGCAUUUAUUUUUAAAAUUGAAACCUUUAUUGGGGACAACUCAAACCGAUGAAUAUCUACGUCGUAAAGAUGCACUCAUCAAUAACCUUAGAAUUCAAUUAGAAAAAGCAGAAUUGGUUUCUGUUGAACUAGAGGCUAAUCGUCAGCAAAUUUCAAGCAUUUCGAAGGAGCUGAGUGAGGAACAGGCGGUUUCGAAAGAAAAAGAGAUUCUAGUUGAGCGAGCCAAUUCUAGAGUUGAAGUUAUAAAUGAGCGACUUUCCGAUUUGGUAGAACAAUUGCACAUAAGUCAUGAUAAAUAUACUUCAUUGUACAAUGAAAAGAAGGAGACUGACGAGCAAUUUGAGAAAUCCAAAUCCUUAACGAAUCAUCUUCAAGGAUUAAUUUCGACUUUGCAAGAAAAGUUGGAUUCUUCUGUUGCAGCAAAUGAAGAAACGAAAAGAAAAUACAAAGAGAUGGAAUCAUCUCAUAUUAAUUUACAGGCAGAUUAUGAGCACUAUGCACAGCUGUUAGAUUCUCAACGAAGUACUUUAGCGGAAGAGCAAACGAAACUUGACAGGUUAAAACAAAGUAAAAACAAGCUAGAGGAAGAAAUUCUUUUUAAAGGCAAUUUACACAAAGCAGAAGUGGACGAAUAUAAGUCUGAAAACUCUAGUCUGAAAAACCAAUGCAAUAUCUAUGAAUCUCAAAUUGCUAGCCUGGUAUCUGAUUAUUCUAGGACUGAAUCCGAGUUGAAUAAAAAAGAAUCUGAAAUCUUAAUGUUUCAAACGGAACUUGCUGAAUACAGAGAUCAACUCGCUAGUUCUUUAAAAAAACGUGCUUCAGAUGCUCUCGGAGAGGAGGAGGCAUUGUCCCUUGACAGUCAAGAAAGUACAUAUUCGUCUUCUUCAACUACUCUUUCGAUUUUAAAAGAUGUUCAAGAAUUAAAGACGUUGCAUUCUAAAGAAGCAGUACAACUUUCUGGUAGGAUAAAAGAUGUUACUCAACUGCUCGAGCAGAGCAUGGCUACCGAAGAUAAGCUGCGCUUAAAAAAUAAUGAGCUGUCAGAUAUUGUUGAAGCUUUGAAAUAUCAAAUGCAAGAACAGGACAGGGAGAUUCUUGAAGCAAAUGCUGCUAAUGUGAAUCUUCAAAAGACCAAUGAUGUCUUGGAAAAAAAUGCAACAGACUUUAUUGACUUGCAAAGUGUAAAAACGCGCUAUGAAUGUAAAGUAUCGGAAUUAUUCUCGCAGUUACAUAAAGAACGAAAAAGGGCUGAACAACUAAAGACGAAGCUUGAAUCUUUCGGUAAUAAUGAAAAGGAAAAUUAUCAUCACGGGAUUUCAAAAGAAAACGAACCAAUGAAAGGUACAAGAAAGGAAAGUCUUCGAAGGAUUACUGAUUUACUUUCUUCAGCAAUGAAUUCUUCAACUUUUGAAAAGUACCAUCUGGAAAUGCUUCUUAAUGCAUUACAGCAACAAAUUUCAGAGUUUGACUUAAGUCUUCCUCAAAAAAGCCUGCUUUCUUCUAAUUUAGAAUCUUUAAAAAGAAGAUCGUCAGUAGGAAGGAACAUUGAACCUGCUUUGUCGCCUUCUAAGACCAACAAUGGCGAUUCCUCAAACUUGACGAAAAUGCUUCAAGGUUCUCCUAGCAAGCGCUCUGGAAAAAUGGAGGCCCUUAUACGAAACUUUGAUCAGAAUAAUACUUCCUUUUUAUUUGAACCUAAUAAAGAAGAGGGAAACCAGAAAUCUAUGAAUCUUCGCUCAGAAAUUAUGAAACUGAAUUUUAAUUUAGAAGAAGCAAAACGAAAUGGAAUUUUAGAUUCUAGCACCGUUGAUAGUGGUGUUACUGCCGCAAUGCAGUCUUUAUUGGAAGAAAAUCAAGCGCUGAAAGCUACGGCGACGACGAAUGUAAGCAUUGAAAGUUCACCUGGCGAGCAAGAACAAUUAUUAAAUGAAGUUCCCGCUCGAUUACAAGGUGAUUUAAGGAGGCACUUUGAUCAGCUGCGCCAAUCCAAAGAGACAUUGUUAAAACUGCACAACAUUACUGAGGACAAGCUACAUUCGGCUGAUCUAGCACUUAAAGAAACAACAAAAGAAAGAGACCAUUUGCUGCGUAACUUCUCUACACCGACCAAACCUUCCUUUAUUGUCAACGAUGAAACAGAAGAUCUUGGGUUUGACAGCUCAGAUGGCCUUGAUGAACAGAAGCUAGAAGAAGUUAAUCUUUUACGGAUGAGAAAAUUGGAAAGCGCUCUUUCGAAAUAUAGGAAUCGUCUCGGUGAGUUUCAGUUGCGCCAUGAAAACUCUGAGUCAUCUAUCCACAAACUAGAACGUGCUAAGAUGGGUCUCUCGAAUAAAUUAGCGGAAAGAGAAACCUACAUAGCUGAACUGCUUGGCACUCGAAAGAAGAUGGAGAUGGCGCUAUUGGAGUCAAAUGCCAAGCAAAAAGAGUUUGAAAUACUCUAUUAUGAAAGAAAUAAUGAUUUGUUGGAAAUAAGGCAACACAGAGAAAAGUUGAUGAAACAAAUUGACGAAUUUAACGCAGUACGUGUUCAAGAUCUAGAAGAGCGUGAACGGAAAGACGAAUUAUUAUUCCAGCGUUACCAAAAGGAGCUCAACGGAUUUAAGGUACAGCUAGAAGAAGAACGAGAGAAAAAUUUGCGGAUACGGCAAAACAACCGACAUGUGCAUUUAGAAGUCGGAGAGUUAAGAACGAAGGUUGAUGGACUAAUUCUGGAAAAAACAGGUUUAGUGAAAGAAACUUCACGUUUACAAUCCGAAAUGCAAUCGAUGUAUAAGGUAAAGAACAAUUCUUCGGCGGCACAUCGAACAGCGCAAUCACAAUUGCUUAAUCUGACGUCGCAACUGCAAGAAAUUCGAGAAGUGAAUGAGCACCUUCGUUCCGAACAAAACAAUUUGCUUAAUGAAAAACGUAGUCUUGAACAGAAAGUGCAGGAAGUGACAAGUCAAUUGAACAAUUCUAAAUUCUCCGAAUACUCCCCAGAACUAGCUGAUACUGAGAAGGAAAUGGCUGAUUUGCGGGCAAGCAUGGAGCAGAAAGAUGAACUGUUAACGUCACUAGUAGACAGAAUGAAGCAAAUGGAGUUCUUUGCCUCUGAAACUCAAAAAGAUAGCAACCAACACCGUGAAGAAAAUUUGAAUCUACAUCGGCAAACUGGAGUUUUAGAAAAUGAAAAGAAAGAGCUGGAGCUCCGAUUAUUUGAUUUGGAUGCUAAGAGCUACCCAUUGAGUUCAUCGAAAGAUGUUCGAAUGCUUCAAAAACAAAUUGCAGAAUUAGAGAGCUCUGUUGCGGACUCGGACAAGGAACGCAUUAAGGGACUCGAUGAAUGCAGGCUCCGAGAUCGUAGUAUUCGUCAUCUAGAAGCUCGUGUUCGAAAGUUUGAUGAAGAAAAGCAAAAUCUGUCGGCAUCCAUUUCUCAUCUGGAAGAUCGGAAUAGUCUUUUGUAUAAUCAACUAGAAGAUACAAAAGCAUCUGAAACGCAUUACAAAUUAGCUUUGCAAAGAGCAGAGCACGAGGUUCAAGAGGAACGAGAAAACCUUGCGAAUCUGGAACGAGACCUAGAAAAAUAUCGACUCAUACUUGAAGGUCAACGAGCUAGGCGUUUAGACAGUCGAUUGUCAAUGCGUUCUAGUACAAAGUCUCCGUCAAUGCAUUGA